AUGAUGCAAAGCUCCGCGCUCGCUGCCGAAGGGGCUGUCAAGGGGCUUCCCGAGAUCCUCGGUGUGCCGGUGCAACAGAUCCCCCAGUGCGCCGGCUGCAACCAGCACAUCCUGGACAAGUUCAUCCUCAAGGUCCUGGACCGGCACUGGCACAGCUCCUGCCUCAAGUGCGCCGACUGCCAGAUGCAGCUGGCCGAGCGCUGCUUCUCCCGGGCCGGCAGCGUCUACUGCAAGGAGGAUUUCUUCAAGCGUUUCGGGACCAAAUGCACGGCGUGCCAGCAGGGCAUCCCCCCAACGCAGGUGGUCCGCAAAGCCCAGGACUUCGUGUACCACCUGCACUGCUUCGCCUGCAUCAUCUGCAGCCGGCAGCUGGCCACGGGCGACGAGUUCUACCUGAUGGAGGACGGGCGGCUGGUCUGCAAGGAGGACUACGAGACCGCCAAGCAGAACGAUGACUCGGAGGCGGGCGCGAAGCGACCCCGGACCACCAUCACUGCCAAGCAGCUGGAAACGCUGAAGAACGCCUACAAAAACUCCCCCAAGCCCGCCCGACACGUGCGGGAGCAGCUCUCCUCCGAGACGGGACUUGACAUGAGGGUCGUGCAGGUGUGGUUCCAGAACCGGCGGGCCAAGGAGAAGCGGCUGAAGAAGGACGCGGGGCGGCAUCGCUGGGGGCAGUUCUACAAGAGCGUGAAGCGGAGCCGCGGCGCGGGGAAGCUGGAGAAGGAGAGCUCGGCCGAGGAGUGCGGCGUGAGCGACAGCGAGCUCAGCUUCCGCGAAGAGCAGAUCCUCUCCGAGCUCGGCCACAACAACAGGGUGUACGGCUCCGCGGGGGACGUGGCGGGCGGACAGUUGCUGAACGGCGGCUUCUCCAUGGAGGGCACGGGGCAGACGUACCAGGACUUGCGGGACGGCAGCCCCUACGGCCUCCCGCAGUCGCCGUCCUCCAUCUCGUCGCUGCCGGCCCACCCGCCCUUGCUCAACGGGCUGGACUAUGCCAUGGACGGCAGCCUGGGGCUGGUGGCCCCCGGGGCGCAG
This is a messenger RNA of Ficedula albicollis (Collared flycatcher), 1038 nucleotides long. It is a transcript of the gene LHX4, whose product is annotated as LIM homeobox 4. The annotation marks the transcript as partial. Gene Ontology annotation, molecular function: DNA-binding transcription factor activity, RNA polymerase II-specific; RNA polymerase II transcription regulatory region sequence-specific DNA binding. Gene Ontology annotation, cellular component: nucleus. The record is from RefSeq and is a predicted model, not a curated record. NCBI's taxonomy places the organism in Eukaryota, Metazoa, Chordata, Aves, Passeriformes, Muscicapidae. The transcript is spliced from 6 exons. Gene Ontology annotation, biological process: neuron differentiation; regulation of transcription by RNA polymerase II.